AUGUCGGCUGACGAGAACGCAAUGCACGUCCGAGUCGCUGAGCCGAGGAUCACUUUUCUGCCUGAGACCGAAGCAUCGAAGAUUGUGACACACGAUCUUUGUCAUAAUGAUUUGCUCUCUGUGUACAACUAUGUGUCCCGGGAAUACCUGAUAAGUGGCAUCGCCAUCACACAGUCAUAUUGCACGCGUCUUCUUCUCCGUUGCCCUGCAGAUCCCGCCAGAUUCUCCGGUCUUGUCAUCGAGGAACCAUCCCACCUUUGGGGCGGGACAACAAUCUGGCGUCUAAUCAAUCGAUGGCUGAUGCGUAAUGGACACGCCUGGUUGGAAGUUGACUCACAGGCUCCCGCAGCGAUUGAUCAGAUCAAAAACGUUGAUCCUGAGCGGUACAAGCAAAUGCACUUUAUCCCAGGUCCGAGAUUGGAGGACUUCAUCAGCGAAAUCCCCGCCUAUGAGACCACCGAACGGCUCUGGGACAAUUACAAGGGUUUCAAAGAUAGAUGGUGGUCCGCAACCGUGCAGUCUCUUGAGAUCCUCACUGCCGCGUCGCAUGCCGUGAGAGCGGGUCGGAUGGGUAUCAGGGCAGAUCGCGUCGUGCUGUGUGGUCUUUGUCAGACUGCAGAUUUGACGAGGAAGUUCAUCCUCGAGGCUCCUCAUCUGCGACUACCGAAUGGAUACGCCCCUUUCGAGGGAUUCAUGCCAUGUCAAUCUGAGGGCGGCGAAGCACUCCCAGACUUGGCCGAAUCAAAAAUCAUUGAGAUCAUAGGUGAGCUUGAAAUCAAUUCUAUAAAGGCACUCUAUUGGUCGAAUGGAAUGGUGGAAGAGCUACCCCAUCGCCGUCCUGAUUCCAACUCUUUUCGACUCUACGAAGUUGCCGGCAUGUCUCAUCGCGAGACUCGAUACCUCUCCGUGGCAGAAAGGAAACGCUUGUCAACCCUUGACCUCGGAACUGCCCAGUGGAGCACUUUUACCAACUCUUUCGUCUUCCACGCUAUCUUCGAUGCUAUGGAUAAGUGGAUCAAGACUGGCGCUGCGCCUCCACGAGGUGCCAGACUUGAAGUAAACAGAAACUGGGAGAUUGAGCGGGAUGAACAUGGCAAUGCGCUUGCUGGAGUCCGCACUGUUCACACCGACGUCCCGACUUCCAGACUGAUUGACUUUUCUCCUAAGCCACGUCCGCACUGGCAGACUGGCAGUGAAGUGCCUUUCACUGAUGUCCAAAUGUGGGCUCUCUACAAGUCAGUUGAGAAUUAUCGACGACAGGCGGGAGAAGCUGUGGAACGACAGAUUCAAGCGGGUUUCUUGUUGCCUGAAGAUGCCGAGGUCCUGCGUCGUGAUACUAUUGAGCAAGUCUCUGUUUAG
Penicillium paradoxum is the source of this 1359-nucleotide messenger RNA. RefSeq lists its product as uncharacterized. NCBI's taxonomy places the organism in Eukaryota, Fungi, Ascomycota, Eurotiomycetes, Eurotiales, Aspergillaceae. The record is from RefSeq and is a predicted model, not a curated record. The transcript is spliced from 3 exons. The coding region runs from base 1 to 1359 and encodes 452 amino acids.